Messenger RNA from Magallana angulata, 4613 nucleotides. RefSeq lists its product as uncharacterized. Bases 73 to 2361 code for a protein of 762 amino acids. Lineage: Eukaryota; Metazoa; Mollusca; Bivalvia; Ostreida; Ostreidae. The transcript has 9 exons. The record is from RefSeq and is a predicted model, not a curated record.
CACGGCUUCCGGCUGUACCCAAAUUCUCUUAUUUCGUAUCCUUGUGAAAUGAAGAAAAGAGAAUAGUAAAUAAUGGAAUGGCGUCUUUUUAUUUGUUCAUGGUGUAUUGUUGCCGUUGGUUUCAUUAAAUUUGGAAUUUGCAAUGAGAACGUUAUCCAGGCAAAUAUCACCCAAUCAGAAGGUGACUGGCAAUCUGCUAUGCAGUUUUGUGGUUCGCCAUUGGGAUCCAGGAAUCCUCUAAACACGUCUUCCGACAUUACCGUGAACGUGUCGUCGUCCGGCGAAAUUAACCGGUUAUCAUGGAUUGCAGCCUAUGCUUUCUAUACCCCGUGGAUAAAAAUGCUAGGAUGUGUCAGGGUCACGGGGGAAACACUUUCGAGCCUCACUGAAAGACAGGCUACUUUGGAGCAAGUUAAUGUAUUCAAUUGUUUUCAGUUUUGUGAUGGACUGACAUACUUUUCACUAAGUCACAAUGGAUGCUACUGCCUCAAUAACUCUUUUCCUUCUGAAAGCACCGGGAGAUGCUAUCCUCAGAGAUGUUCAGGAAAUAAUGAGGACUUCUGUGGAGAAAAUUUAACAAACAACCUAAUAUCCAUAAUGAAUUAUCAACUAGUCACUACAGAGUUUGGGGGUGUAGAGGAAUGCCUAGCUUCCAUGUAUACUGGGAUCUUCACCGAGGACAGCACAAGCUACUACGGCUUCCGGGCACCUGUUGUUUUACCUUGCAGUACACCAGACUUGGGGUAUACUUAUCGAACACGUCUGGCAUUUCCAGCUUCUCAUAGUUUUCGCUUGUAUACUCUACCUGUUGAUUCCUGGUACGAAGCUGUAGACAAUAGUUAUGGAAACCAGUUUGGACUGCUUGAAUUUGUUAUUUUUCGAUUUCGAUUGGCGGACCUUAAUCAGCCAAUAGUAGGAGAUCGGUAUUGGGUUGGAUAUCUUCGCAGGCACAAGAUGGAGUUUGGAGCAGCUAAACCCGCGGGAAAUGACGUACAUUGUGUGGCCGGAAGAGUAAACAUCCUUGGCCAACUUGUUCUGUCAUAUCGCAACUGUAAUGAGAGUUUACCUGUUCUCUGUGAAGUACAAAGUACUGAGGUUACUACUCUGUCGUCGUCCAUAUCAUCUACUAAUACUCACACAGUUGGGUCAACCUCAACGAUAACAUCAAUAGGAAAUAUAAUAGACAAUGCUGAUGUUACAUCGGUGAGCUUUGAUUGGUUCAUUAUCAUUGCAAUUUUUGCCAUCAUCCUCGUAGCUCUAAUAAUACUUGGAGUAUGCUGGAUAGUUCUAACAUUAAGGAAAAAACGAAGAGCCAUUCUAAAUGCCUCAAACACUGACACCAUAGAUUCUGAUGGCGUUUACACGGAGAUUGGGAACGUAUACAAUGCUUUCCCAGAGGGAGAUACAAUUUCAACUCUUUCCGAUCGGCCAUUGUAUACCGAACCCAUUUCACUCCCUGAAAGAAAGAAAAAACGAAGCUCAAGGAGGAAAGAAGAAAAAGAGAAGAAAAGAAGUUUGCCACGCGUACCUGUUGGAGAUUCACCGAAUGGGACAAUAGGUGCUUCAAGAUUAUCUGAUCUUCCAGUUAGGAGAAAAUCCGAUUUUAAUGUGAUCGAAAGUGUCAUACAAAUGUAUGAUGAAGCAACACCAGCUGUUUCACAACCAAAAACCUCACAGAACAUUCCAGACGUGGUUCCACAACAUGAGUAUCAUAUUCUCGAAAAACUCAAGAAUAGCGAAAAAGUAAAGGAUGAUUAUGAAGAUGUCGAAAAAUCUAAUGACAACGUGUACCAUGUGUUAGAACCUAAUCCGUCUCCAGGCGAAACAGUUGGGAAUAGGCACGGUUCAGCAACAAUGCGUGUUAGCAACAGAAUUCCUUUGUCAAAAUGGGUUGGCGGGAGAGCUGCAAAUUAUGAACCUUCGAGAAUAUCGCGUAUUAUUCAUUCACGGGAGGGAAAUUUACAAACUGUCCAAGAGGGAUUUGAGGUCGACUUGAAUAAGAAAAGAACUGCAGUGAGUUUACGGAGCAAGCCUCGUAGAGCAACAGGUAGUACUCGAUCGAGUCAUUCCGCUCUUAAAGCAACAGUAUCUGCCCCGCAAAUAAAAUCAAGAAAUAGUGAUCAUUCCAAAGGACAGGAAACUUCAAAGCAGCCUGCACCUGUGUAUGACUCUAGUGGGUAUAUUGCUCCAUUUUUGACAGAAACUAAAGAAUCUGAUAAACGCGAAUCUUUAUAUGACCAUACGAGAAGAAAUCGCAGAAGUUCAAGAAAAUCCGAGCAAGGUUAUUAUGAUACGUUGGACAGUAUACGUGACUAUGCUGAAACGUCGACAGAUGACACAGAGAACGGUUUAAAUAAAUGAACGGUUGUUUCUUUACUGAUCACAAACGAUAUCAUAAUUUAGCAUCAUUGACAAAGGAUAAGAAAAAACACUGUUCAGAUACAUAUAUUUGCAUGAGUACAAUAUGUUUUAUGUUUAAUUACUGUAAACGUAUCAUAUUUAGCAUGCAUGGUCAUUUGAGGAAUUUUGAGUAAUAUCUUGACACACAAUAGACUUUACAGCCAAUAAUACUAAUAAGUUUAUAGUAACUUCUUAAGGUGGCUCAGUGCAACUAUUUUGUUGGAUCUAUAAAAUAUCGGGGGGGGGGGGGGGAGGCAACAAAAAAUCUUAUUUAUUUUACAUGAUUUAUUCAGAAAAAAUAGGCAAAACAAUAUAUUGUUUGUUGCAAAUUAGAAAUUUGAGUGACCAAAAGUUGCAAUUAUAAAAAAGUUAAGGACAUGUAUUAACAUAAUAAUGAAAAACAAUAUUAGAUUAUAUGCUUCGAAAUUAAUGAAUAAAAAAAUGAAAUGAAAAAAAUAAAAAAAAAAGUACUGAUAUAAGUGUUUGAUAUUUUUUUAGUAAACAAGAUUUCUUGACUUUCAUUUAAAGAUCUUGAUAAAAAUUCUUGCACACAUUUUUCGUCACAAAAUAAAAUGAAAUAUUUUUCUAACUUUUGUCGAUAUUUUAUUAGUUAUUCAUUUUUUGUUAUGACCAACAGCAAACUUUGGGGUCUAAAAGUGCAGAAUUUGCAAGCUAAAACAGAAAAAAUAAAUAUAUACGUUCGAUUAAAAACCUAUUUGAGCUUUAAAAUAUUUGUUUUAAAUUCUUAAUAGCACGAAAAAAAAUUAACGAUACGCUGGGCUAACAUACUAAAAAUUAUUUGUGAGUUGUGAUAAAAUACAACAUAUCCAUUUAUUUAAGUUACCGGCAUGAUUUUUUUUUAAUUUCUGUAAUCCAGUUUUAAAAGACAGAGAUACUUAAACUCGUGAAAAGGAUAAGUAGUAUUUAUAAACAAGUCAUUUUGUCUUUAACAAUUUACUUGAUCAAAUAUUGUUUGAUAAAGGAUAUCAUGUUUAAAUGUUAACAUUACAUCACAUGCACACUGUUGCAAAUUUCAUUUUAUAAUAGGUGUUCCAUACAUUACAAUCACUGGUUUUCAAUAUGAAAUAAAAUUUGCUAACCUAAAAGAACAUUUGAUGUUGUUAUUAAUAUAUAAUAACAAGUUAAACGUACUUCCACGCUUUUCCCAUAGACGUUGUUUUCAAAUCAAUAGAUUCGUCAACAAUUGAAAAUAUUGUCGUUAAAAGGGUUUCAGUGUUUGAAAUUGUUCUUAAAUAAACCCACUGCUCUUAUAAGCAGUAUAGUAAUUCCUUACUUAACGUUUAGUGGUUUCUUUCUGUCACGUGUAAGGGUUAUCAAAAAUUCGUGAUUUCGAUGGUAACCUCGUUAUCACCUUUGGCUGCUAAGAUUCUGAAAUAUUGUUGGUGAUAGUCAAAAGUCUUUUAAAUCAGUUUUAGAUGGAGGACUACACUUUUAACGUUUAUCCAACAGUCUAGUUUUUACUUUCAAAUUCCUAGCAAUGCACACCCACUCUAUUCGAGUGGAAAUCUUUUUUAUAGCUUUAAAAAAUUGUUAAACUGAUCAUGAUUACCUUUUUUCUAGAUUCUGCUAGUACCUAGGGGAGAAGAUUCAGGCAAAAGCUAAAAUGGAUCUCAAAUUACCAAUUAUGCUUAUAUUAGAAAAGGCUGAUUCUAUGAUUUUGCAUGUCAAGAUUUUGUUUAAUGUUGUUUUUUGAUGAAGCUGCUGAGGCCUUAAGCGACAAAAAGACAGUUUAAAUUAUAGGUUUUGGCAAACACUGCAGUUCAGAUUAUACAUGUAAUGGUUUUUUAGCUAAAAAGAUUUAGGUUCAUUGCCUAAAAAUUGUAUUAGCAAUAAAGAUAUAUAUCAAUAGUCCUCAUUUAUGUAUUGACAAGUAAAUUAUGUUUAAAAUGAAAUAAAAAUGAAAAAGAAAUAAUAUUGAAAUGGUACGUUACUAAAAGUAUCAUGUUACUUUAAUAAAAUUGUUUAGCUUUACCUCCCCGGACACAGCGUUUAUAUUGUAGGGAACAACUUUUUUUCAAAUUGUGCCAAUAUUUUGAUUUGAAAGCAUUAAAAAUAUAAUUCUUUUGAAGAGGAAAAAACGAACAAAUAUCAUUAAAUACAUUUUGUAACGUAAUAUAUAUUUCAUUAUCUGUGUUAUGUUACGUAUUACAUAUUCAUUCCUAAUUUGUAAUAUUUAUUUUAUAUCAACAAUU